AUGGCCGAACAAUAUACAUCCAAGUUAAAUCUUACAGAGGUGGUGAUGAAACAUUUGUCCGAACCAAAAAGGAGACUCGUCGAUGUCUUGUCAGAUUAUGACGAAGAAAAGCUCGGACUUCUCCCUGUUUCUUCGCUGAAGAAGUGUCUUCACUGUCACUCUAUCGAUUUAACAAGCAGCGAAUUUCGCUUAGUUUUCGAUGGAUUUAUCCAGAACGACAAGGUGAAUUAUAUCAAUUUUUUAAAAUCGUGGAGUGAUCUCUCCAGCGAGAUCGAUUCUCCCCAGUCCAUCAAACGUGCCUCUAGCGGAGAAGAUUCCGGUAUCGGUUACACAAGCCCCAAACGACGUUUUGUUCUGACCCCUCCAGACGACGCCUCGCUGCAGUCCCUGGCGGAGUCGAUUCGUCUUCACAUCCUGAGUCUUUUCGGGAACGUGCAGCCUAUCUUCAAGGCACUGGCAGUCUCGGACAGCGUGUAUCUGCAUGAUCUUGUUGGGUAUUUUACGCAACAUCGCGUCGCCUGCACGCUGUCGCAGCUCCACUGUCUGCUUCAGCCCUUCAUGUCGGCGCCCGCCUCGAUCACGCUCCCCGAGUUCCAAAAAUUUGCGGCUUCCUUGACGAUGGAUGCGGAUCGGCGGCUCUCGGAAGCCUUCCCCGGAACGUUCGGGCGGAGCACUCAUAUCAGUAUGUCGCUCGGAGAGCGGUCCUUGUCGUUGGCGGGGAGAGGUCGGGGAAUUCGGCGGUCCUUGUCGGUUGCGAAGAAUUUGGAUAGCCUGCCUCUCUAUCGAAUGAUGCUGAGUCUGAAUGAGCAGGCGUCGGUGGAUUCGGAGGAAGACGCGGUCUUUGUUUAG
This is a messenger RNA of Blastocystis hominis, 849 nucleotides long. RefSeq lists its product as hypothetical. The transcript is spliced from 5 exons. The coding region runs from base 1 to 849 and encodes 282 amino acids. NCBI's taxonomy places the organism in Eukaryota, Bigyra, Opalinata, Blastocystidae. The record is from RefSeq and is a predicted model, not a curated record.